AUGUAUAUAUAAAAAAAAAAAUUGAAAAAAGAACCUAGGAGGAAGUGAGGUAUCUUUGGGAACAGAGGAAAAUGGAGAGAAGGAAGCCCAAAGCAGUGUUCAUGGCCUUCGGUACCAAAGGCGAUGUCUACCCUCUUGCUGCCAUUGCUGCAGCUUUUGCGUGUGACCAGAACCAAUACGAUGUCAUGUUAAUAACUCAUUCGGCACACGAGAGCUUAAGUAUUCCCUUGGCUCAGAAACAUGUUCAAUUUUGGCCAGUUUCAUCGCCUCCAGUUCUUUGUGCUGAUCAGACUGAUGCUGAAGGGAAAAUGGAGUCAUCUUUUUUCUUGCAGAAAAAGAAAGUUACAAGAGAUCAUAGACAAGAAUGCUAUUCAUUAAUUGAAAGGAUAUUUGGAGAUGGCCCAAGCUUGGACGGUGAUCUUAUUAUGAUAAAUUUUUUUGCUUUGGAAGGAUGGAGCCUUGCUGAAAGCUUUUGUGUCCGUUGCAUUGUGGCUGCUCCUUAUGUUGUUCCAUACAGUGCACCUUCAACAUUUGAAAGACAAUUCCAAUUAGAACUUCCUCUUUUGUAUAGAUACCUCAUUGAUGCUCCUUCUGGUAAGGUCUGUUGGAAGGACGUGAUUCAUUGGAUGUGGCCUCUUUUCACAGAAAAUUGGGGAUCAUGGAGAAAUGAUGUCUUGCAUCUUAGUCCAUGUCCUUUUACUGAUCCUGUAACAGGCAUACCUACUUGGCAUGAUAGACCGCAAUCUCCUCUUGUGAUGUAUGGUUUUAGUAAAGAAGUAGUUGAAUGUCCUGCAUAUUGGCCUUCAAAAGUUCUGGUUUGUGGUUUCUGGUUCCUCCCUAUUGAAUGGCAGUUUACGUGUAAGAAAUGCAGAGAUAUUUCCGUACAUGAUUCGUCAGGGCAUCAAUAUGCUAAAGAUGACUUGUGUGCCAGUCAUUUAGAGUUGCAAAACUUUAUAAAGACUACACCAAUUUUUAUUGGACUCAGUUCUAUUGGAAGCAUGGGUUUCUUAAAAGACCCGUAUUCAUUCAUAUGCGUUCUUCAGACUGUCCUAAGCACCACAAAUUACAGAUUUAUUCUAUUUACAGCUGGAUAUGAACCCUUAGAAUCAAUUGUUCGUGGCAUUGCCUCUGAAGCAUCAUUUGAGCAGAAAAAUUGCAGUGAAGAUUGUGUUUCUCUUUGUAAUGGGCGACUCUUGUGUUUUUUUGGUUCCUUACCAUACGGUUGGCUUUUCCCAAAGUGUGCUGCUGUAAUUCACCACGGAGGCAGUGGAACUACUGCUGCUGCAUUACAGGCAGGCACACCGCAGGUAGUAUGCCCUUUCAUGCUAGAUCAGUUUUAUUGGGCGGAGAGAAUGCAUUGGCUUGGCGUUUCACCUGAACCACUCAGCAGAAAUCAUUUGCUUCCUGAUAAAAAUGAUGAAACAAGUAUUCAGGAAGCUGCGCGUCUACUAUCAAUGGCAAUCCAUGAUGCAUUAUCACCAUCAGUCAAAGCACGGGCUGCAGAAGUCGCUGAAAGAAUAGUGCUUGAGGACGGCGUAGCAGAGGCAAUUAAGCAUCUCAAGGAAGAGCUGGGUUUGAAUUGAGAUAUUGAGUGCGACUGAGAUGUUCCAAGAUUCACCCUCUUCAUGAGUAGUUCAAUUUCAUGGUUUUUUGUUACCAAUUCAUCUUAGGAUUUGUCAGCAUUGAAUAUGUUAGACUUUAUGAAGGGAAGCAUACUUAUUGGUAGAUAAUAGUUUAUCUAGUAAGUUAUCUAAAUGCAUAAUUUCUCUUCACUGAUA
Messenger RNA from Vigna unguiculata (cowpea), 1778 nucleotides. RefSeq names its product UDP-Glycosyltransferase superfamily protein. NCBI's taxonomy places the organism in Eukaryota, Viridiplantae, Streptophyta, Magnoliopsida, Fabales, Fabaceae. Gene Ontology annotation, molecular function: UDP-glycosyltransferase activity. The record is from RefSeq and is a predicted model, not a curated record.